CUUCGCGGAGGAGGAGAUAGGCAGGCAGAUAUGCUUGGGCGAUGUGGGAAGACACGAGCGAUGCGUGCAGUGCUUGACGGAGUUGGACAGGGUAUGAAGAUGAGAAGUGGAGGAAGGAUGGCUCGGAAGGCGGCUUACCCGUCCCAUGCUCCAACUAUGCCCUCCAUGCCUGUCCUCUCGGUGAGGCAGACGUUCGCCACAGCCGCCCGCCAUCCCACCACCGCCACCACCGCCACUACGAGUGUCACCACAGCCACGACGGCCACCACCGCUACCGCAACCACUCGGCAGGCGAUGGGCAAGGUCGCCGGCAAGGCUUCGGGUGCCAUGCUCGGCGCAUCCAAGCUCGGCGUCGCCCCGCAGCUGGUCGUCCCCACGUCGUCGUCGGCUACCUUUGCCACGGCGGCGAGGAGGGCUGGGUCGGCCGGUGCGGCUCGCUCGGUGGCCGAUGCUUGUCGCCAAGGGGCGAUGGCGGCUGGCGCAACGGGUGCUGUGGCAGCGGCUCACGCCAUGGGGUCGGCUGCGGAGGCCGGAUCCUGGGCUGGCAGCUCGAGCAAGUGGCGCCAGUGGUCGGCUGGGCAGGGUCGGCCGAGGAUGAGCCCGGGAGGCGCGCGAUGGUUCUCGUCGUCGCCUGGCGUGGGCAAGGGAGAGGAUCUGUACGCGGUGCUGGGGGUCGGGCGUGAUGCGUCGGGCAAGGACAUUAAGCGGGCGUAUUACAAGCUGGCCAAGAAGUACCACCCGGAUCGGUCCAAGGAACCCGAUGCGUCCGACAAGUUUGCCGCCAUCAAUGAGGCCUACGAGAUCCUCUCUGACGAGGACAAGCGCCGAAAGUAUGAUGCAUACGGCAAGGAUGGCGUCGACAUGGAUCUCGGCGGCAUGGGCGGUAUGGGCGGCAUGGGCGGAAUGGGCGGUGAGGACGUCAUGUCGGCCUUCCGUCGCAUGUUUGAGGACGGUGGCAUGGGCGGCAUGGGCGGCAUGGGCGGUAUGGGUGGCAUGGGUGGCGGAGGCGGCCGCGGCCUCGCCCGCCCGGGCGCAGACAUCGAGAUGCAACUGCGCCUCUCGUUCAUGGAGGCGGCCAAGGGCACGACCAAAGACGUGGCGUUCUCUACCUCGGUCUCGUGCAAGACCUGCUCCGGGACCGGCGCCGGCGACGGCGCCAAGCCCGAGACCUGCAGUGCGUGCGGCGGUGCGGGCGCAACCGUCCAGCAGUCGGGCAUGUUUGCCUUCCAGGCGGCGUGCCCCAAGUGCGAUGGUGACGGCCAGGUGCUGAGCGAUCCGUGCGGCUCUUGCUCGGGUCAGGGUGUGGUCCGUGGCGAGCAGGAGCUUGAGGUCAAAGUGCCACCGGGCGUCGAUACUGGGCUCUCCAUCCGCAUUCCGAACAAGGGCGCCGCCGGCAUCCGCGGCGGCCCGCCGGGCAACGUCUUCCUUCGGCUUGUUGUCGACGAGCACGAGUACUUUGAGCGCGACGGGUACAACGUCCAUGUUGCCGCGCCCAUCACCGUCGGCCAGGCCGUCAUGGGCGGCUCAGUCCGGGUCCCGACUCUCGACGGCGACGUCGAGCUCACCGUCCAGCCGGGAACCCAGCCCGACGAGCGGCGCAUUCUCCGCUCGCGCGGCAUCGAGAAGCUCAACCGCGGCAUCCGCGGCCACAUGUACGUCCACUACAAGGUGGUGGUUCCCAAGCCCGAGGAGCUGACUGAGCGUCAGCGCGAGCUCAUGAAGGAGUUUGUGGCUGAGGAGGAGAAGGUCAUCGAGCCCAAGUCGUUCUUCUCGCGCGCGCUCGACAAGCUCGGUAAGGUCUUUUCGUCCAAGCCCCAGCGCCAGUCGUCGUCCGACGACGGCGCCCGUGCCGCGUAAAAGGAGAGACUGCAGGUG
Messenger RNA from Thecamonas trahens ATCC 50062, 1875 nucleotides. RefSeq names its product chaperone dnaJ. The record is from RefSeq and is a predicted model, not a curated record. Gene Ontology annotation, cellular component: cytoplasm. The coding region runs from base 31 to 1857 and encodes 608 amino acids. Gene Ontology annotation, biological process: response to heat; protein refolding. Gene Ontology annotation, molecular function: ATP binding; heat shock protein binding. NCBI's taxonomy places the organism in Eukaryota, Apusomonadida, Apusomonadidae. The transcript has a single exon.